Molecule: messenger RNA, 1525 nt
Organism: Aspergillus wentii DTO 134E9
Lineage: Eukaryota; Fungi; Ascomycota; Eurotiomycetes; Eurotiales; Aspergillaceae
Product: MFS transporter
Exons: 5
Coding region: 1-1497 (498 amino acids)
Biological process (GO): transmembrane transport
Molecular function (GO): transmembrane transporter activity
Source: RefSeq, a predicted model, not a curated record
AUGGAACGACCGCCAUCUGCUUACAGCCUGCCUCAAUCUAUACGCUCGAAGAUUCCGUCUGCGUCUCAUGUCGCUCCACAAGAGGAAGGAACGAGGAUACUUGUGACUUUUGAGUCAGGGGAAAAAUCAAACCCGCAGAACUUUCACCCUGCAUAUAAAAUAUGGCUUACCACCCAGAUGAGCCUCUUGGCUUUGGCUGGUGCUUUGGGCUCAUCAAUUUUGUCCUCAGCCAGUGCGGAAAUUGCCGAAUAUACAGGGGUAAAAUCAGAGGUCACCUCUCUCACUGUAGCCCUGUUUGUUCUAGGUUGGGCAUUCGGUCCCUUACUCUGGGCACCUAUCAGUGAGGUCUAUGGUCGUCGAAUCGGGAUGCUUCCCCCAUUUUUGGUGAUGGGCUGCUUCACCAUCGGUACUGGGUUUAGCAGGAAUGCUUCUAGUAUUCUAUUAACACGAUUCAUUGGGGGAAUCUUUGCAUCGGCACCGAUCAGUAAUGUUCCUGCUGCGUUGGGCGACAUGUGGUCUCCAGAGGUUCGAGGUAUCGCAAUGGCAUUCGUCUCCAUCUGCAUCUCAGGCGGUCCAACCCUAGGCCCAAUCAUUGGUGCGGCGGUAGUUAGUCGCCCAGGUAUGGACUGGCGCUGGACGGCAUACAUCGAGGCUAUCAUUGUAAUUUCGCUUUGCCUAUUGUCUUUCUUCUGUCUCCCCGAGACCUUUGCGCCAGUUCUUCUCAAGCACAAAGCGGAGGAGCUGCGCAAGAGCACGGGGGAUCAGCGAUAUUGGCAUCCACAUGAAAAGGAGAAGAUUAAUGCGGGCAAUUUGAUGACGAAAUAUUUUGGCCGUCCAUUAAGGAUGCUUGUGACGGAGCCUCUAGUGACUUGUAUGGCAUUCUACGCUUCUUUCACUUACAGCUUGAUCUACUUAACUCUUGAGAUAUUUCCGAUAGUCUUUCGAGAGGAACGACAAUGGUCUCUAAUGUCUUCCUCCUUGACGUUUCUAGGAAUUCUCAUAGGUGUUAUCCUCGCCGCCCCAAUGAAUUUCCUUUUCCAACCUUAUUACAAAAGGGCCGUCAAGAGAAAUCAGGGAAAGGCCGCUGCCGAAGCUCGCCUGCCGCCACUUGUAUGUGGUGGUGUCCUUCUCACGACUGGCUUAUUUUGGUUUGCGUGGACGGCAGCUUCUAAGUACCCAUGGCCUCUGCCAGUGGUCGCAGCAGGAUUUAUUGGGGCUGGCUUCACUUUAGUCUUCCAACAAUGUUUGAACUUUCUCGUCGACACAUACGGACCUUACGCGGCAAGCGCUGUCUCUGCGAACACUAUCCUCCGGUCUGUGCUCGCUUGCGCUCUACCUGUUGCGGCAGCACCGAUGGCUCAUACCUUGGGAAUUGGUCCAGCAAUAAGCCUUCUCGGUGGGGUUUCCUGCCUAGCACUUCCAGUUCCAUUGUUGUUCAUGAAAUAUGCGCCGAUUCUUCGACGGAAGUCGAAUUUUGCUGUGGAUGAUAGCGAUUAGCACUAGUACUAUCGAGGCAAGGAAUCAC